AUGGCCAAUCGAUAUGGCGAUGCAUUAACAUGCAUAGCCGUAUCCCACGCCUCAGAGCAAGCAACUCAAAAAUGGGUAUCUCUUCUCGGCGGCGCCUGGAGCGUUCGCGUUAUCGUCGAUGAAGAGAGGGCUAUUUAUGCAGCUUGGGGUUUAGGGACGAGUAGAUGGAAAGAGUCGGGAUGGUUGGGAGAGAAAGUGGCUGGAGCGAUACAGAGAAAGGAGACGAAUGAGAAGAAACCAGCGAGUACAAAUAAUGUGGACGAUGAAGAAGAUGAUGGACCGUUGACGACGAUGGGGAAUAAGUGGCAGGAGGCUGGUGCUUUUGCUAUCGAUGGAACUGGGACGGUGAUUUGGGGUGGAAAGGCGGCGAGGGCAGAUGAUGUUAUGGAGUUGGAAGAUGGAGCGAGAAUCCUGUUAGCCUGA
Fusarium musae is the source of this 423-nucleotide messenger RNA. RefSeq lists its product as uncharacterized. The coding region runs from base 1 to 423 and encodes 140 amino acids. The record is from RefSeq and is a predicted model, not a curated record. The transcript is spliced from 2 exons. Lineage: Eukaryota; Fungi; Ascomycota; Sordariomycetes; Hypocreales; Nectriaceae.